Messenger RNA from Entamoeba invadens IP1, 1875 nucleotides. RefSeq lists its product as hypothetical. The coding region runs from base 1 to 1875 and encodes 624 amino acids. The transcript is spliced from 5 exons. NCBI's taxonomy places the organism in Eukaryota, Evosea, Mastigamoebida, Endamoebidae. The record is from RefSeq and is a predicted model, not a curated record.
AUGAAACAACUUGAGUCUGUUUUUCUUAAGAAUGUUAUCCUUUACCUUCAAACAUCAUCCGACAUUUGUUCCUUUAUAUUAAUCAACAAGAAGUGUUGUGAUUCAAUUCAGUCGAUGUACACUGCCUCAUACAAUCUCUGCCGUAACACUCCACUCCCCAAAAUACAGAGGUACUUUCCAAACAUUCAAACAAUAUAUUUAGAAGCCACUACUUUAGAAACUGCCAAUGUAGGCCCUCGCUUUAAGCCAUAUAUCGAUUUAGAUGCUUCUGAAUGUGUAUUAAAAAAUAGAGCCAACUGCCUUUUAGCAAAAAGUUUGAAUAACAUUUCGGACUAUGCAAAGAAAAUCAGAAAAUUAAAAAUUGAAGCAAAUAUGUUAGAUAUUAUAGCAGAUUACACUGAAAAGUUUGUCGAGCUCAAAACUCUUGUUAUCAACUAUUUACGUCAGUGUACUUUUCUCGACGAAGUUUUGUCUAUCCGGACACUGCGUGAUGUCACAAUAUAUUUUAAUCAAAAUGCCGCGCACGAACUCGCCGAUUUUGAUUUUCAAAAGUACUCUAAUAUUUCCUUCACUUUUGUCCUCCAAAAUGCGUCACAGCCUACAUCUAAAAAUCAGAUAGACAGUGCAAAAAGACUUUCCCAGAAGUAUCCUCUUUACGUCCAAAUGAUUACGAAAGAGUCGAUUGACAUGAAAUUCAUUCCAGAUAUUCAAAUGGCAUUUUCAUCAUUUGAAGAACGUCUAACUCUGUCUAUUUCAAGUGACAUGUCUGGCAAAGAGGACUUUAUAGAAGAAAUGAUGAAGAAAUGUGAGUGUAGUCGUCUAGACAUUUCUCCGCCUGGUACUAGUGAAGAACUUGGGUUAUUCCGUCCCAAGGGAAUCGCCACAUUUGACUUUUUGGAGAGUGAAAUAAUAAAAGAAGUUGUGUUGCGCUAUGUAAACUGCAAAGAUGUUGUUCUGCCUCGAAAGUGUCGAGCUUUUGAAAUCUACAAUUGCGAAGGAAAAAUUUGUGCGGAGCAGUGUAAACCAGAGGAAGUGUACAUUGACUUAUUUGAGUGUGAAAGCAUCACUAUUAAUGAAGACAACUUGAAGAGAGUGCAAAUCAACGCAAACAUCAGUGAAUGCGAUUUUGUGUGUAAUGGACAAAGUGGUAUACCGAUCGUCGAUUUCAUGAAAUUGGAGUACGUUAAUUUCUUCUGUAAUGAAAACACUGAUAUUGGCUUGAUGUGCGGAGACACUCGAAUUUCGAAAAUCUGUGUUGGAGGUCUUAAAUUGGAUCACAAGAAACUGGAAAUCAUUAAUUGUACAAGUGAAGUUAUAUUAAAUGGAAUCGAUCUGGAGGAAGUCACAUUUUCUAAUUGGACAAAAGCAAAUCCCAUUUCAGCGACUGUUGGAGAUGUCAAGAAAGUGUAUGUGUGUGGAGGGUUAUUAAAAGUACUGCAAAUUGGAAAAUGUGACGAAAUUAAAGUUAGUUCAAAUGCCACUAUCAAAUUACUUAAGAAAACAAAACAAAAAGCAAAUCUUGUUAAAGAAGAUAAUAGCAAGGUCACGAAAAUAGAAAUAAUGGAAGAACUGAACAGCAUUCAAUUUAUUGAUAAAACGCUCAAUCUGUUAUUUACAACUAAUGAAAGCAUUUUUAAAACAAGACAUUUUGAACGUGAGUGUUGUUUAAAAAUGUCGGUAAUUUAUUUAAUAAUAAAAAAUUCAACUUUUGGAAAUGAUUUACUGAUGAAACUUGAUUGUUUGACUAACAAGAUUUUGUUGUUUGACGUUGUCAAAGUCGCCAAGUCAAAAUGUUGUCAAAACAACAUUUUGACAACCUCGAUCUGUUUCACACCACAAAGACUCAGUCAAACAACGUUAUAUAAAACUUUUUGA